Messenger RNA from Hordeum vulgare subsp. vulgare (domesticated barley), 762 nucleotides. Its product is annotated as mavicyanin-like. Gene Ontology annotation, molecular function: electron transfer activity. Gene Ontology annotation, cellular component: plasma membrane. The transcript is spliced from 2 exons. The record is from RefSeq and is a predicted model, not a curated record. Lineage: Eukaryota; Viridiplantae; Streptophyta; Magnoliopsida; Poales; Poaceae. Bases 67 to 654 code for a protein of 195 amino acids.
UCCAAUUGAUUGCAUGGAUUUAUUUAUAUAUCAGCGCUAACCUAAGAGCAGCUGGCUAGCCAUUGCAUGCUAAUUAACUCCUUUCUGCCUCUCUCCCCGCUCUCUUCUGCUUGCUUCUUCCAGGUCCCAGCCGAUCGAUCGGCAGAGAUGGAUGUCAGGCGGCGGCGGGCACUGGUGAUGGUCGUGGCGGCGAUGCUGGCCGCCGUGGCUGUAUCUCGGGUUGCCACGGCCGCGACGAGCUACACGGUGGGGGCGCCGGACGGGCUGUGGGACAUGCACACGGACUAUGCUGAGUGGGUCGCCGCCAGGACGUUCCACCCCGGCGACAACAUCACGUUCACGUACUCGCGGGAGCUGCACGACGUGGUGGAGGUGGGCAAGGCCGGCUACGACGCCUGCUCCAGCGCCAACAACGUCUCCGCCUUCCGCUCCGGCAACGACGUCGUCGCCCUCACCGCCGUCGGCACGCGCUACUUCCUCUGCGGCCUCACCGGCCACUGCGACAGCGGAAUGAAGAUCAGGGUCGACGUGGUCGACGCGUCCACCGGUCCCGCAGCCGCGCCGCCCACUACGUCUGCCGGGGGUAGCGUCGUCGCAGGCCUUGGCGCGCUUGUGGUCACGCAGGCUCUCCUGGCCAGCAUGAGCGUGUGGUGAUGUAUUCCUCAGUACAUACAUACGUCCGUAGUAUGCUUUUGGUUUCGCUUUUGUUUUAUUUGUGCUUUUGGUAUCGCAGCUUGUGAUUGAUAUUUCAGUUUUUCUUUC